GCAAAACGGCAACGACUCUCGCUGGCGUGCAACGAGUGUCGGAAAAGAAAGGUGAAAUGCGACUCAGUCACGCCAAAAUGCAAGAACUGCCAUUUUCGGGGGAUCGCAUGCGAAACGACUGAUCCAAAACACCCAGAGCUUACUGUUGUGCGCAAAUACGGCGGCCACUAUCCCUUGGAAAUGGAUCAGCCUCGACAGGACUCACAGAGGACAGGCUCGACAGUCACAGCCUUGCCCACUCCGACAAGGGAAAUAGCGGGUUUCCCAAGCCCAGCAGAGACAAGUCCGGCGCCCAUGUCUGAAAUGGCACAGAGCUACUCUUCUAUAAUGAAGGCGAAUGAGACCAAUUCCUGGCUGAGUGAUGGCCCAGAAAUGGCCAUUAAUACAGAUAAUGGAUCAUGGCGCCAGAAGUUCAUGGGCGGAAGCAGUCUCCAAAGUCUCACUAUGUUUCUGGACUUGUAUAUGCAGAGAGCAGGUUUGCCCAAGAUCGGACCCUGUUUCAUGCAUGGAAUGAGUUUUGCAGAAGAAUUCGUGCCCUCCCUGAGUUUACGACUGCCUGACCUUCCGCCAGCAUCACUGACUGAUGCGUACUUGAAAGCGUACACCACGAAUAUCCACCCCAUGUUCCCUAUUCUGGAACCGGAUCAGCUGCACAGAGAUAUCCAGCGGAUUCGGGCAUAUCAAGAUGCGAACUGGAGCCCCUCUUAUGGUUUUAGAGGACUCCAUGCCUUACUGGAAGCACACGAUGUUCCUGUACUUGCCUGUAUCUAUGGAGCGAUAAGCUUAGGGGCGGAUGAGGCAGCCGGCGAUCUGACGGAAACGGGAAACGACUUUCUUGCUGCCGCCCAUGGGUUAUACGCACAUCUCAUUGGACUUCCACAUCUGAGUAGCGUUCAAGCAUUACUAUUAAUCACAUUAGCGUUGCGAGCAAGAGGCAAGGAGGGCCAGGGGUUUCAGACACUAGGCUCGGCAGUGCGCAUCUCACACAGCAUCGGAUUGCACCGACAUGUCGCGGUAGCUGAGCGAAGUCAAAACCACGAAGAAUUCCAGUCUAGACGGCAAAAAAUUGAGCUCCAUGCCAGAGUGUGGUGGACCUGCUUUGGUCUUGAAAAGCUUAUGGAACUCGAGACUACCCGUCCUUCGGCUAUGUCACAUGCGCAACAUGACAAUUUUGCACCAGAUGAAAUCUUCGCACCUAACUCACAGAACCAACUCGAGUACUUCCUCCACUGGAUACUGCUUGCCCAAAUCUGUGAAAAAAUCAAUGAACUUUUAUAUCAGCGGAACAGGAGCCAAGCCAGCACACUACAACUGCUUCAAAGUAUCGGUAGAAUUGAUUCUGCUCUUCGAGAAUGGAAGAGCAAUCUUCCCGAUGAUAUCCAACCGGAUGGGGAUAUCUACUGUUCUGAUGAAGAACGUCCACUUGCUAUAUCUCUGGCUCUCCAAUACCAUUCAACACUUAUCACGCUGCACCGAGCAUCUCUGGUGUUACCUCACAACCAGUUCAUGGAGGAAAUCAAGACAAAUUCUCAGCACCUGCCAUAUCAUCAGCGUCUCCGAAAGGGCCGCAAUCUUUGUACUGCAUCGGCAUGUGCUACUAUUAGGAUGAACGCUCAUAUGCCUGACAAAAGGAUACAAACACCUUCCUGCGCCCUCACACAGACGCUUACAGGAUGUGUUGUAUUGUCGUUAAGUAUCUUACGGCAUCCACAAUCUCGCACAGUCCGCACUGAUCUCGAGCUGCUUCGCAUGGGUACAGAGAUGGCAGAAGCUGAGUAUAAGCGGCUCGGCCAACACCCGAAGUUU
Messenger RNA from Bipolaris zeicola 26-R-13, 1806 nucleotides. RefSeq lists its product as uncharacterized. The record is from RefSeq and is a predicted model, not a curated record. The annotation marks the transcript as partial. The transcript has 2 exons. Gene Ontology annotation, biological process: regulation of DNA-templated transcription; DNA-templated transcription. Lineage: Eukaryota; Fungi; Ascomycota; Dothideomycetes; Pleosporales; Pleosporaceae. Gene Ontology annotation, molecular function: zinc ion binding; DNA binding; DNA-binding transcription factor activity, RNA polymerase II-specific.